This is a messenger RNA of Xenopus laevis (African clawed frog), 2761 nucleotides long. RefSeq names its product mercaptopyruvate sulfurtransferase L homeolog (gene mpst.L). The transcript has 3 exons. Bases 163 to 1062 code for a protein of 299 amino acids. Gene Ontology annotation, cellular component: mitochondrion. The record is from RefSeq and is a predicted model, not a curated record. Gene Ontology annotation, molecular function: sulfurtransferase activity; thiosulfate-cyanide sulfurtransferase activity. NCBI's taxonomy places the organism in Eukaryota, Metazoa, Chordata, Amphibia, Anura, Pipidae.
AUGGGGCUAUAGACUCAGCUAGACACGCCCCUAUGUGAUUUCACGGAAUCCCGCCCUCUUUGUGGUCACAUGGCAGUGACAUCACGACCUUCUAAAAGCCACCUUCCAUUCUAGCUUGUACUCUAUCCAGCCGGCCGAAGUUGCAGCCAGAGAUUCGUCAGUAUGACCCACCAGCUGCUGCCCCGUGCACUUGUCUCCCCACGGUGGCUCUGGGAUACCUUGCGUAGUGGCUCUGCCCUCUCAGGAACUCUUCGUGUCUUGGAUGCCUCCUGGCACCUCCCCAAAUCAGGAAGAGAUGGAUGGCGGGAGUACAAGGAGAGACAUAUCCCUGGCUCCUACUUCUUCGACAUUGAUGCAUGCAGUGACCGCACUUCCCCAUACGACCAUAUGCUUCCCACUGCCGACCAGUUUUCUGAAUAUACAGGACGACUAGGAAUCUCCAAUAACAACCACAUCGUUGUCUACGAUGCUAGUGACUUUGGCUCCUAUAGUGCCCCUCGUGUCUGGUGGAUGUUUAGGAUCUUCGGCCAUCCCCAGGUGUCUGUAUUAGAUGGAGGUCUGAAAGCCUGGCUAAAAGAAGGACAUGCCAUCAACUCAGGAAAGGAGCCUCGACCACAGCCUGCAGAGUUUCGUACACAGUUCAACUCCUCUCUAGUUGUGGGACAUGAGGACAUGGUGGAGAAUAUUGAGAAGAAGAUAUUUCAAAUGGUAGAUGCCAGAGUGGAAGGGAGAUUCAGAGGCUUAGAGCCGGAGCCCCGAGAAGGUAUUGAACCUGGCCAUAUAUCUGGCGCAAUGAAUGUCCCGUUUCCCAGCUUUUUGACAGCGGAAGGAUAUGAAAAGUCUCCCGAUGAGAUCCGUCGUUUGUUCCAUGAAAAGGGUGUUGAUCUCUCCAAGCCAAUGGUGGCUACUUGUGGUUCCGGUGUCACUGCUUGCCACGUUGCCCUGGCGGCCUUCCUUUGUGGCAAAGAAGACGUUUCCAUCUAUGAUGGCUCAUGGGUUCAGUGGUACAUGCGUGCUAAGCCUGAGGAUGUCAUCUCAGAAGGUAGAGGGAAGACCUUGUGAGGUCAUGGGAAUUCAGAAUCAGAAUUGCAUUCCCAACUAUGAUAUUGACUCUAUGACUUGGCUGUACCAGGUUACCUGCAAAGCAAAUAUACUGUUUAUUAAGUUCACACUCACUGUUAGUUCAACUUCUGUAUCUGGCUAACUGUUAUGAUCAAAAAGUUGCCUGGCCAAGCCAUGCCAAUCUAGUCAGUGCCUUAUUUUUCUGGGUCUUGUCGAGAGGUGUCAUUCAUAAUUAGUAUAAAUGGAUUCUCGAGUGGGGGUGAUAGUAAAGUACAAGGUUUUGGUUGUAGAGUAAAGGAUCUGCAAUCUUUUUUGAAUGCAACAAUAGUUCUCUGUUAUUGUUGCUUUAGUGAGGACUGCGGUCAUGUGUUGCUCAUAUGGAAACAAUGAAAAUUAUUUAAAGCGGACCUCUCACCCAGACAUAAAAAGCUGUACAAUAAAAGUCCUUUUCACUAAACAUGAAAUCCAAAUUCUUUUGUUAUUAAAGCAUUCAUAGCUGUUGUAAACUCAUUUAGAAAUCUCAGCUGUCAAUCAAAUAUUGCCUUAGGUAUAGAGGCGGGGCAGCCAAUUACUUUCACUUUCCAUUCAGCACUUUCUAGAUGUCACUGCCCUCCUCACAUGCCCCCGUUCUCUUUACCAUUUAAUUGUGUAGCCAGUUCUUGGGAAUGGACAUCAGGUCCCCCAUUCUGGUGCACAAACAAGAUUCUGAGAUGAUACAAGGCUUGCCUUAAUAACAGUGUCCACAAAAUGGCUCCUGCAUGCUUGCUAUAAUUAUGAAUUCCCAGACUGAAGGAAACAAAAUUCAAAUAAAUUAUAUAGUACAGGUAUGGGACCUGUUAUCCAGAAUGCUCCAUAAUUGGGUCUUCAUGCCUUAAGUCUACUAGAAAUUAAUUUAAACAUUAAAUAAACCCAAUAGGUUGGCUUUGCUUCCAAUAUGGAUUAAUUAUAUCUUAGUUUGGAUCAAGUACAAUGUACUGUUUUAUAAUUACAGAGAAAAAGGAAAUCAUUUUUAAAAAUUUGGAUUAUUUGGAUAAAAUGGAGUCUAUGGGAGACAGCUGUUCCAUAAUUCGGAGCUUUCUGGAUAUCGGGUUUCUGGAUAAGGGAUCCUAUACCUGUAUAAUUAAUGUCCAUUUUGCUUGACUAACAUGAUAAAAUAGGAUUUGGAAUAAUGUUUUCGAAUGACAGGUCCCCUUUAACUGAUUCGAUUUCGGGAGUAGUUCUCAUUCGUUUCAUACCGUUUUUUCUUUGUGUAGGACUUUAGAAACUAAUUAUUGGGAGGAAAAGUAUUAUUAGAUGUGUUUAUUUCCUAUUUGGGAUAGUCACCGGUAAUUUUAUUUAAAGAAUGGUGUUCAGGUUCUGAAAUGAAACACUCUUUAGCUAACGGUUAGCAUUCUGGUUCUGCCUCAGAACUGUUUAAACCAUAAAACGGCCAAACCAAUGUUUUUCUUUUUUCAAUAUCAAAUUAUUCACGAGGGAGACUGUAUUUGAAGUCAACGGUGGGGUGGGGGGUUCUGCUAAAGUUGAAUUCUAAACAAUUUCUGCUGCACAAAACACAGUAAGUUGGUUAAUUUUGUAUGAAGUUGUGGGAAGCCGGCACUUUUAAAGGACAUUGCAAUCAACAUUAUCAUUAUUCUCUGUAAGCAAAUACUGUUUUUUUUUUUUUUUAACGAACACAUUAAAAAGAAAGCUUUACAACUAA